GGACAGAUUCCUCAGACACACAGACUUCACCUGCCGUUCCCAUCAGUACCGUCCGGAGCGGAGAAGUAGCCGACACAAACACAGACGCCACAGAACAAGAACAAGAUCGAGAACGUGCUCUUACAGUCAGAGUCGGUCCUUCUCGUCUGUAUCCUGUAUGCUCCUGCUCGAACGGGGGCAGCCUGUGGUGCGUGGGGGAGCCGUACCAGUGUCUCCACCUCCAUCAUGGGGCAUCGGUCCUGGAAAUGCCCAGGUUCCCUGCAGCUCCAGCAGAAUGGCCCAGACUCCACGUCCACACCCGUGGCAGCGGAUUCACCAGCCUGUGGGGGAGAGUGGAGUGGAUUAGGAGAAGCCAGCAGGAUGAACGGCCCAUGGAACUGGGGAACCAGUUUUGGGACAGGAAUUCCCCAUUUCCGGGGAACAUGAACAGGAUGAGGAGAUGGAGAGGGGGUGAGAGGAGAGUGAGAGAGAGAGAGAGAGAGAGAGGAGGGCUCGCCAGCUCCCGAAUACACCACCAAAUGGUCCUCAGCCAGCUGGAUUGCCUCCGUCAGCGAUGCUGGGUGAUGGCACUAGACCCACUCUGCCGUCCCUUUCGGUAGCCUGCUGACGAACUGUUCCAGUACCACAAGAUCAAUAACAGCUCCGGCAUCACGAUCCUCUGCUAGUACCUACCUUCGACAGGCAUCACGGAGAUGUUGGCAAAAGGCUAAUGGACGACCACAUUCGCUGAACGGCAGGGUACGGAAGCGUUGCCGGUGUUGCUCCGGAUUGCAGCCGACCCGCUACAGGAUGGCCCACUUUAGGUCUGCGUACUCCAGGAUACUUGCGACUGGCAGUUGUUGGGCCGCAAGCUGUGCUUGGUCAGACAGCAAGGGCAGCAAGAAGUAUUAAAGAUAUUUAAAUAUCCUUUUAGAUUCUGGUUCAGAACAAACAUUUCUUUUGGUUUCUUCAUUUAUAAGACCCUAUAUGUUUCAGUCUCAGAGAUAUGGGGAUUGUUGAAUUUGACCCAUUUUCAAUGGUCGAAAACCAAAUGUGGGUCACUUUGUAUAAAGCUGAUACUUAUUUUAUUGAAAGAGGAAUGUCUGAAGAACAAAUAAUGCUGAAAAAAGCCCUCCAAAAAGGCCAGAUACCUGCCCCAUCUCCUGAUGAACAUAUCCAUGUUGCCUAGUCUUCUUAUGACAACUCUUCCCAAGCUGCCACCCUGCCCAUCUCCUCACACCACUCACGAAACGAGGGGGCUCCAGCUGACUUCCAUCCUCUUAGGAUAACCUGUCUGCCCACCAUAACACCAGCCAGGAUCCAACUCUUCAUGUACUUGUCUCCUACAUCGAUGACCGCCCCGUCACCCAAAAUACAGAGCCUGGGGCAAAAGGAGAUCCGAGUACCCAAUAUGGUGGCCAUAAAAUUCUGGACCUUCAACCAGAACUCCUGUAUCUUACGACACCCCAAAAAAACAUGGGUGGUGUCUCCAUCUUCUAAAUGGCAUCGCCAGCAGCGGAGUAACAGUCGUGUGCGAGCGUGGACUAUUAAAGAUGAUGAGGAGGGUCAUCUGAUCUAUCGGUCAGGUGACCUGCUGCAAGACAGAUAUGAGAUUGUGGGAACACUUGGAGAAGGAACCUUUGGGAAAGUUGUGGAAUGUAUCGACCGUCACAGGAGUGGCUCUCGCAUCGCUCUGAAGAUUAUUAAGAAUGUGGAGAAAUACAGAGAAUCAGCUCGACUGGAGAUCAACGUUCUGGAGAAAAUCAACCAGAAAGAUCCAGAAAAUAAUAAUUUGUGUGUGCAGAUGUUUGAUUGGUUCGACUAUCAUGGUCACAUGUGUCUCAGUUUUGAGCUGUUGGCUCUCAGCACGUUUGACUUCAUGAAGGAGAAUAAUUACUUGCCGUACACAAUCUGUCAGAUCAGACACAUGGCCUACCAGAUCUGCAUCGCUGUCAAGUUUCUCCAUGACAACAAGCUGACACACACGGACCUCAAACCCGAGAAUAUCCUGUUUGUCAACUCUGAAUUCACGGUCACGUAUAACCCCGAGAAGAAGAGAGAAGAGCGUUCAGUGAAGAACACGGCUGUGAGGCUGGUGGAUUUUGGCAGUGCCACGUUUGAUCACGAGCAUCACAGCAUUAUCGUUUCCACGCGACACUACAGAGCACCGGAGGUGAUUCUGGAGCUGGGCUGGAGUCACCCGUGUGACGUGUGGAGUAUCGGCUGUAUUCUGUUUGAGUAUUACUGUGGAGACACACUCUACCAGACUCAUGAUAACAGGGAGCAUCUGGCCAUGAUGGAGCGAGUACAUGGACCAAUUCCUUCCAGAAUGAUCCGAAAAACAAGAAAGCAGAAGUAUUUUUACAGAGGUCGUUUGGACUGGGAUGAGAACACUUCAGCAGCACGAUACGUGAGAGAGAGCUGUAGACCACUCAGACGGUAUGUGUCGAGUGAGUCAGAGGAGCAUCAUCAGUUCUUUGAUUUGUUGGAGGAUUUGUUGGAAUUUGAUCCGGAACGCCGUGUGUCUCUCUCCACCGUGCUGCGCCAUCCGUUCUUCAGUCCAAUCCGAGACGCUGAACACUUCACCAGCAGCGGCCGUAACAUCAGCCGGUGACCUCUGACCUCUACGUCCCCUUUAGGCUGUUCCUGUCUCAGAGCCGAGCACACUGAAUGGAGGACGUUCUUUGGUCCUUCCUGGCGGUUCUGUUUGGAUCUGCUAGAUUCUCUGGAACUGCAUGGAAAUGGAGUUCAGAACAGCUGUGAUUGACACUUUGGUUAUCCAAUCAGAGUUUAGCUCCCAAUGAUGUAUGAAGUAAUGAUGGAGGGACACACUGGAUGCAUUCUCUGCUCAUUGCUGAUUGGUGCAUUUGAGCUCAGGGACAGCCAGUAGAUUCAGACUGACAGCUUGACAAGCUCCCUGAUUGGUCUACCUUCCUUUGACGGACAGCUUCACUCUGCCAUAAGGCGGGACUUGGAGAGGAACCUCUUAAAGUUGAUUUGGGAUCGUCGUAGAAGCGUUCAGCCAACACACACACACACACAAUUACAUUUACUAGGUUAUAAUAAUAUCUACCUUGGAUUUCAAGUAUUGCACAUAUUAUGGUUCCCAGCAGAAAAACACACAUAUUUAUUUUAAGAGUUUUGUGUUGUUUUGUAUGAGAUGAAUAUAGUUGUAUAUAAAGUAAAUGUUCUCUAUAAUAAAACAUGUUUCAUAUGAA
This is a messenger RNA of Myxocyprinus asiaticus (Chinese sucker), 3197 nucleotides long. RefSeq names its product dual specificity protein kinase CLK2-like. Gene Ontology annotation, cellular component: nucleus. The transcript has 12 exons. Gene Ontology annotation, biological process: protein phosphorylation; regulation of RNA splicing. Gene Ontology annotation, molecular function: protein tyrosine kinase activity; ATP binding. The record is from RefSeq and is a predicted model, not a curated record. Lineage: Eukaryota; Metazoa; Chordata; Actinopteri; Cypriniformes; Catostomidae. Bases 1310 to 2593 code for a protein of 427 amino acids.